Dromiciops gliroides (monito del monte) is the source of this 3757-nucleotide messenger RNA. RefSeq names its product desmocollin-2-like. NCBI's taxonomy places the organism in Eukaryota, Metazoa, Chordata, Mammalia, Microbiotheria, Microbiotheriidae. The record is from RefSeq and is a predicted model, not a curated record. Gene Ontology annotation, biological process: homophilic cell-cell adhesion. Gene Ontology annotation, molecular function: calcium ion binding. Gene Ontology annotation, cellular component: plasma membrane; desmosome.
AUGACAGCAGACGUACCGGGGCACUCCCGGGUUACCGCCGGCUGCCAUCUGCUCCUGCUGACCCUCUUGGCCUUGAGUUUUUCCUGUGAAGCCUGCAAAAGAGUGACACUUACUGUUCCUUCUAAACUAGAAGCUGAUACUUUUGUUGGCAGAGUUAAUCUACAUGAGUGCCUUCCAUCUGCAAACAAAAUACAUUCAAGUGAUCCUCACUUCAGAAUUUUCAAAGAUGGUUCAGUGUAUACAACCAAUGCUGUUGUGUUGUCUCCAGAGAAGAGAAUUUUUACUAUUCUACUUUCCAACACACAGAAAAGAGAAGAGAAGCAUAUAGUUGUCCAACUAGAAUACCAAAAGAAGGUACUGAAGAAAAGACAUUUGAAAGAAACAGUCCUUAAACGUGCUAAGAGAAGAUGGGCUCCUAUCCCUUGUUCAUUGCAAGAGAACUCUUUAGGUCCUUUCCCCAUGCUUCUUCAACAGGUCCAGUCUGACUCAGCACAGAAUUACACAGUCUAUUAUUCAAUCAGAGGGCCUGGAGUUGAUCAAGAACCUCUAAAUUUGUUUUACAUAGAGAGAGAUACUGGGAACCUCUUUGUUACUCGCCCUGUAGAUCGUGAGAAAUGUGCAUCUUAUGGGUUAAUUGCCUAUGCAUCAACUCCAGAUGGUUAUUCUGUAGACCUUCCACUACCCCUUGAAAUCAGAGUUGAGGAUGAAAAUGACAACUACCCAAUUUUCACUGAAAACCCUUAUCAAUUUGAAGUUUUUGAAAAUUGUGGGGUUGGUACAACAGUAGGUCAAGUCUGCGCCACAGAUGCUGAUGAACCUGACACGAUGCAUACUCGUCUGAAGUAUACCAUUAUAGAGCAGCAGCCACCAUCACCUACAUUAUUUUCUAUACACCCAGUCACAGGUGUUAUCACCACAACAUCAUCUCGGUGUGACAGAGAGGUUGUAGACAAAUACAAAUUGACACUAAAAGUACAAGAUAUGAAUGGUCAGUAUUUUGGUCUGUCCAGUAAGACAACUUGCAUCAUUUCAGUUGGAGAUGUGAACGACAACUUGCCGAUGUUUACAAGAAACUCUUAUGUGACAGAAGUAGAAGAAAAUAAAAAAAAUGUGGAAAUACUUCGAUUAACUGUAGAAGAUAAAGAUUUGAUUAACACUCCUAAUUGGAGGGCUAAUUAUACCAUUUUAAGGGGUAAUGAAAAUGGAAAUUUCCACAUUGUGACAGACCCCAAAACCAAUGAAGGAGUUCUCUGUGUGUUGAAACCCAAAGGUCUGAAUUAUGAGGAAGCACGCCAGGUGGUCCUUCAAAUUGGUGUAACAAAUCAGGCUCCUUUUUCUGGAUCUGGUGGUUCGAAGACACCAGUCAUAAGCACGACUACAGUUACUGUUAAUGUUAAAGACCAAGAUGAAGGGCCUGAAUGCAGCCCUCAAGUGCAGACUGUUAAUGUGAAAGAAAACAUAGCACUCGGGACACAGGUCAAUGGUUAUAAAGCCUAUGACCCAGACACUAGAAGUAAUAGUGGCAUAAGGUAUAAAGCAGUAAAUGAUCCACAAGGAUUGUUCACAAUUGAUGAAACAUCAGGUUCUAUCAAAAUUCUUAGACGUUUAGAUAGAGAGUCAAAUACCUUCAGACACGGUUUAUAUAAUAUUACAGUACGGGCAACAGACAGAGAUGACAGAACAUGUACUGGUACCCUGAGAAUUGUCCUUGAUGAUGUGAAUGAUAACGGUCCAUCCAUAGUUCGAACAGAAGUAACAAUCUGCAAAACGCAGAUGGGCUCAGCAGAGAUUGUCGCUGUGGAUCCUGAUGAACCUAUCAAUGGUCCACCCUUUGAAUUCACCUUGCCAAGCAAUUCUGAACGGGUUGGUGAUGCAAUGUGGAGACUUAGCAGAAUCAAUGAUACUGCUACACGCAUAUCCUUCCGCAAUGAUCCUGCAUUUGGGUUAUAUGAGAUACCUAUUACAGUGAGAGAUAGACUUGGACUAUCUAAAACCAACACAGUGAAUGUUAAUUUAUGUAAUUGUGUUGUUCCAAGUGAAUGUACAAGUCGUACGGCUCCAAUUCAUGGUGCAAAUGAUGUAAGACUUGGAAAGUGGGCCAUCCUUGCCAUGAUACUGGGUGCAGCACUACUGUCUUGUAUCCUAUUUACAUUAGUUUGUGGAACUGCUGGUUCCUCCCAAACAAAAAAAACCUUCCCUGAAGAUGUGGCUCAGCAGAACCUUAUAGUGUCAAAUACACCGAAGCCCCUGGAGAUGAACACAUAUUGCACAAAUGGAUUGACUACACAGAAUGUGAGCAGUGGUUGCACACUGGUAUCAGGAGCAAAAAAUGGGCAAGAGUGUUUUGAAAUGAUGAAAGGAGGGCAUCAAACUUUGGAAUCCUGUCAGGGAGGACAUCAAACCCUGGAUUCAUGCAGACACCAUACCCUGGAUCCUUGUAGGGGAGGACAAGUUGAGGUGGACAAUUGCAGAUACAAUUAUUCUGAAUGGCAGAAUUUUACUCAACCCCGUCUUGGUGAAAAGGUGCAACUGUGCAAUCAGAAUGAAGAUCAGACCCAUGCUCAAGACUAUGUCCUUACAUACAACUAUGAAGGAAAAGGCUCUGCGGCUGGUUCUGUAGGGUGUUGCAGUGAGCGCCAUGAUGAAGAAGGGCUUGAAUUUUUAGAUCACUUGGAACCCAAAUUUAGGACUCUAGCAGAAACAUGCAUGAAGAGAUAAUUGUCUUUCUAUAACAAUUCAGUACUGGGACUUGGAGUGGAGUUGUUUUUUUUUUUAUUUUUUGGAGAAUUCAAAGCUGGGAUAUUUUAAAACUUGAAUGCAAUAUAUUAUAGGUUUUUAUUCUUUAUUUGUGAAAAGCUGUUUUGCCAAAAUGCGUGUUCAUAUCUUAAGUUAAGCAUAAAAACUUCCCUAUGGUCACACUUAAAACAAAAACUUGCCUGUCUUUCUUAGAGGAGAUUCACAGGUAGUAAAAUGAAUGAACUUGGCAUUCUUUACUAGUGAAUAGUAAAGGCACUUGGCAAUUUGUAAGAUUGCCCUAGGGUUAUUAUAAAUAUGGUCAUAUUUUGUUAGUUCAUGGAAGAACAUUCUGAAUUAGUAAGUCUUUAGUAAGUACCAUUUUUUUAAAGCACUACAGUUUUAUUAUUGUUAAGGACUUAAAAUUACAAAUUUUAGUAAAGCUCUUUUUGGAGGCCCUCCUUUUAAUCAUUACUUUAGUCACUUAGCUUAUCAAAUGUGUGUCAGCACUGGUUAAUUGUGAGGAUGCUUAAAAACUGUUUCUUCUUUUCUGUAGUCUUGAUAACAAUUUGUUUAACAGAACCAUUUUGAGCAGUGCAUAGAUAAGCCUCAGCUGAAGGACUUUCCAUCUAAAUUAUCACUUAUGAUUUAAUGGAGUCCAGGUUUCUGAUGACUUACUCUAUAAAAAAUAAUAAUCACUGGAUCUACAUUUAAUUUUUCGACUGCCAUGGAAAUGUAGAUUUCAAAUAUAUUUUUAAAGUAGUUGCAUAUUUUUGAAAUUUUGUUUUUGCAGUGUUUUUUUCUUUGAUAUAAUCUAUAUAUCCUAAAUGUUCUCUCCUUUAUUUAAAAUGUUUAGCCUAAAAUAGCUAAAAUUGACUAGAGGAACCAAAAGUUUCUAAAAGUAUUCCCCCAAAUUCCCACCCCCUUUUCCCUAAAAACUUUAUUUUAUGUUAAGCUAUGUUUUCUUGAUUUUUUUUUGGAAAUGUGUUAUUUUACUUGUAUCAAAUGCCUCUGGUGACUGUUU